AUGAAGACAACAACCAUACGAAGGACACUAUCAUCCGUAGCGGUGGUGUGGAUGGCGUGUCUGGCGGCGACCUACCGGUGCUGUAAUGUGGAGAUGUGUUCGCGGGAGUACUCAUCGGUGGUGGAGAUGUCGUCCCAACAGCAGUGGUCAGCGGUGUCUGAGCAGCAGUACUGCGCUCUCGUGAACGCCUACCAGCACUGCCUCCGAUCCAUCGGGAAGUCGUGUCGCGGAAACCUGGAGUUCCACACAUUGCAGACACUGCUGAAGAACUGGAAGCACGAGCGCAACUGCACCAACGCUAUGACAACGGGCGCCGUCGUCUAUCGGCCCCAAUCCGUGGCCUCAUCGCAGCGCAAGUCCGGCCAAUCGGUGGUCGUCCAGAAUCAGCAGCAGUGGCACCAAAACCAGCAGAAGAUCGUCGAGCAACAGGAGCUCCUCCAGCAGUGCCUGUCGGCCGCCUAUAACUACACCAUCAAUACGGACCUAUCGGUGCCCAUAGACGUGCGCACCGAUCAUAGGACGCAGAGAGUGGUGACCACGAGUGGACCGAAGCGGUCGAGGGGUCGUGUGGUGCGAGACAAUGGCCUUAUGGCCAGUGAGUCGUCUGUGAAAACAAACUUUUUUCCCAUCAGAGGGGAGACUAUUGACAGCGAUGUCGACGAAGACAUCAAUAAUAAUGAUUUCAGUUCUUCGAGUCCAAUGCCAUCGACUGUGCCAACAGUGAAGCCGUCGGCGCCUCCGUCGCCACCGCUCACGUGUAUUAUAUACGGCGACCCACACCUCAGGACAUUCAACAACGAAUACCAGACGUGCCGGUGCUCUGGCGCCUGGCCUCUCAUAGAUCACCCCUUAUUUAAGGUUCAAAUCACUAACUCCCGAAUUAAAGGGGCCAACCCUCAGGUGACGGGUGUGACCAGAGUUGUGGUUCUGGUGCGACAGUUCAAGAAGUGCGGCAUUUUGAGUGAUCUCUUGUAUGAGGCGGACAGUCAGUCCUCACCACAAGGCGGACAGAGAGUGGGCACCCCUUCGUCGACAUUCAUCGACGGCAGCACAUCCAACGCCAAUAACCUGAUUCGCAUCACACAGUCGUCUAACAACAACGUGAUUACAAUACAUUUGGAUCACAUCGGCGUUCGGGUAUACAUCGGACAGUUCGAGAGGUCGGCGCACCUGAACGUAGUCAUCAAAUUCCGUUCGGCCACCUCUACUGUCAAACAGCAACUGGUGCUCAACUCAAUCAGUGCCAACUCUCUGUGCAAAACGGGUUGUCCUAAGAGGGAACUCAUCGACAUUCACAACAUAUUGAGUGCGACGGGUGUGGACAUGAGCGCCACCAACAGUGCUAACAGUGCCUCACAGGCGGACAAUACUGUAACAGACUAUAAGUCGGACGCCGACUCCGGUGCGACCGACGACGACAGCGGCGAAGACGCGGCGGUGGACGAGGAGGACGCCCGCGAAGACCCGUGUCAUGACCUUCACGGCUACUACCGGAUGUCGUGUCUGUACGACGUGACCAUCAAAGGCGUGAAGGAUGUGAAUAAUGCGAACCGUUUCGCGCAAUCAUUUGACGAAAUGAAGUUCAUUCACAACAUAUUGGAAUGGAUGAGAACCAUCACCUCAGGCAUAGCCAACCCAUAG
Oppiella nova is the source of this 1641-nucleotide messenger RNA. The record is from the annotation of a GenBank genome assembly. Lineage: Eukaryota; Metazoa; Arthropoda; Arachnida; Sarcoptiformes; Oppiidae.